AUGACAUUCGAAAUCUUACAAUCAAUUCUUACGUCAACAGACAGAGAAGAGUCAAAUGCGACGAAGGAUACCCGACGUGUAAAAGGAUACGAGACUCCCCCCAAACCGUGGAUCUUCGAGGGGAUCAGCACACAGCAACAACAGACCCACGGCGGCAACCUCCCAAAAGCCUCCAAGGCGGGACAACAUCAGCUCGGUGGGGGCGGCGUCAGGUACACGUACGGUCGUGAAGGACCUCAGGACAUCACCGACCUCGCACGGGAAGCGAAGCGCAAAGCCCUGGUGCGGGCGCAAUGGAAUUACCUGACCAAAACCGUCAGCGUGAGGUUCGGAGACUCGCCGCACGACCAACGCAGCCUCAAGUUCUGGCUCGCCGAGACGGCGCCGACGAUUGGGAACUACGGCCCCGACUACAUGUUCUGGUCUCGACUGGUGCCGCAACUCGCGUUCGAGUUCCCCGUCAUCCGGCACCUUCUCGUGGCCACGGCGCUGCUGGACGAGCAACUCGGCGUGUACCGGUCCGCGACCAAGAUCAAGCUGACCCCGCUCGCGCUGUGGCACUACCAGACGGCGCUGAGGGGCAUGACGGUGGUCGAGAGGGCCGACGAACCCUUUCUGGUUCUCGCCUCGUCGAUGGGUUGGGUCUUUGAGUCGUUGCAAGGGAACUUUGCGGCUUCGGCCAUCCACCUUCGAGCGUCGUCCCGACUGUUGAAAGAGUUAGAGUCUGGCCCGUCGUCGUCAGACCCGCUUGCCUUGGACAUGCUGGCCGCCGUGAAACCCAUGGUUUAUCUUUCCCUGUCAUUCUCCAACAUUGUCCACGGAGCCAGUACCCCGAUCGAAAUCCCCCCCGAUGAUCCGGACGAUGAUGACCAAACGACAGAGCCGGAGGACGUCCCGAUAGAUUCCCUCGCACAGGCGCGGGACAUGCUCAUCGAGCGAGUGAGACGGUUCAAACGACGCGCAGAUGCAGACUCGGACGCACGCGGGCCGUCGAGGUACUCGAUCCUCGCUCUGCGUCGGUACAUUGGCACAUGGCAGAAAAGGGCCCGGAUUUAUUGUUUGCACGGCAAAGAGUCGAACCUUCACAAGCAGACGGUGCAAAUCUUGUUCAUCACGGCUUUGUCUUUUCUUCCUGAAGAUAUUGCCGGCGCCUUCAGCACGGCCAAUGAGGCAGCAUCGAGACACCUCCUGGACACGAUCGAGCGCGUGGCGGUGGCCAAGCGGGAAUCCGCGCCUUGGGAUGAAGCCGACAUUGAUGACACUCUGUCGGUGACAUUGUCCCUGUUGGCCGAACAUUUCCCAGAUUGGUUUUUCAGGAAGCGUGCAGGACAUUUACUGGCAUCGUUCCCGAAAGCGCCACUGGCAAAGAAGACCACUACCACCAACAACACCGAGUCCUCCUUCUCCUCGGCAACGACUACGGCGGGUAGUGGUGUCCGUUCCGUCGUGUGGAAUCAAAUCAGACCCGGCAAAGUGGUUUUCGAGGGGGAAGAGAAGGUCAGAGGACUGGAUAGAUCAACUAUUGAGAAACAAUAUUCUCGAGUUUUUGAUUGA
This is a messenger RNA of Exophiala oligosperma, 1554 nucleotides long. RefSeq lists its product as uncharacterized. The record is from RefSeq and is a predicted model, not a curated record. The coding region runs from base 1 to 1554 and encodes 517 amino acids. The transcript has 2 exons. NCBI's taxonomy places the organism in Eukaryota, Fungi, Ascomycota, Eurotiomycetes, Chaetothyriales, Herpotrichiellaceae.